ACGAGUGGGUCAUUACAACGCAAACAGCUCACUGAGCUGCGAAUUCUGUCCGAUGAUUCCUCUUGAGAUCCAUUCAAUCGGUUUCUGGAAAAUGCAGACCAAUUGUUCCAGUUCCAGUUGUUUUUAAAGAAGCUAUCUACCUCUCUUUACUUACCUCUUCCAUCCAAGCAGCCCAACCAUAACGAUUGUUACUAUCCCAACUACUCCCCUCUGCAUUUUUUUUCUGCUGUAUUUUUUAUUUUUAUUUUUUGAAAUUUUUGGAUUAACUAAGGAAUUUGUGGCAUGCGUGUGGUAUGUAUAUGAAGAUUUUUCGUGGGUGCCCCGUUUCGGAUGGAAUCGCUCCAACACAAUUCUGACAUUGCUGGUUGAUGAUUUGCUCGAGUUUUAUUAGCCCAGAUUUAGGGUUUUUGAAGGCAUUCAGCAUUGCAACUUCAGGUACCUUUUCUUUGGAUUCUGCCGAAAAGCCACUCUGCCUGCCGCUUUUUCACCGGUUUUCUUCCUUUUUGGGACUCGCCCAGAUUCUUACAUUACUUACUUGGCUUUGGGCAAUUAAAUAUUUCAAGUAUCAAUUACUCUUGCUAUCUGCAAUCUAUUGAGCUGUGCAAUUGCAUUAUGUUUGUGAUGUUUCAAAAGGUAAAAGUGAGUGCUCUGUUGUGAUACAACGGUUAAAACUUCAAUACUUGCUUUCCAGUAUUUCUUUCCCUACAACUACCCUUUAGGUUACGUAUGCACCAUUGGAUUCGUCACCUGACUACAUGGAUUUCCAAGUCUGUGGCAAGUGAUUGUGAAGCUUCUUCAAUUGCGGAUUCUGCUUUACAUUUUUUGACAUACUUUCCUAUUUUGGAUCUGAGUACCUUCACCUCCAUAUUUGGGAGUUAAUUCUUGGGGUGGCUCUGUUUGGAUCUACCAAGUCUGAUUGAGUGGCGGCCAUUGUGCUGAUUUUGUGAUAAUUCUGAAGCAUCGAUGGGGCUUCUUCGAAGUCUCGCGAUGCUUCUCCUUUUGAUAUGCUGCUUUUGGUUGCCCAGUGUUGUCCGAGCUCAGUCGCCUGGUUCUGCACGGGCACUGGAUGCACUUCUCCAAGACUACGCUUAUCGGGCAUUUGUUCGUCCAAGGACCGGUGUUGUCUAUGAUGGGGUUGUCCCCUCAAAUUUGUCUGGGAUUAGUAUUUCUGCGAUGAGGCUGAGGAGUGGUAGCUUAAGGUCUAGAGGUGUUUCAAUGUAUAAAGAGUUUGUGAUUCCUGUGGGUGUCAUUGAGCAGCCAUAUGUAGAGAGGCUUGUUCUGGUCUAUCAAAACUUGGGCAAUUGGUCUACGAUGUAUUAUCCUUUACCUGGUUACAUGUACUUAGCUCCUGUUUUGGGUCUUCUUGCUUACGAUGCUUCAAAUUUAUCUGCAAAAAACUUACCUGAGUUGGAGAUUAGGGCAUCUCGGCAACCAAUAUCAAUCAAUUUCACUGAUAUCCAAUCAGUGCCAGAGGGUUCAGUUGUAAAGUGUGUUUCGUUUGAUUUACAUGGAUUGUUCAAUUUCAGCAAUUUGGUGUCUGGGAAUGUAUGUUCAACAUUCCAACAGGGGCAUUUCUCUAUUGUGGUCGAGUCCACUGCUCCUCCCCCUGUGCCGGUGUCUCCUGCACCACCCGGGGGAGCCCCAAACGCUGGUCCAAGUGGUGAAAAAAAGAACAACUCUAAAGUCUGGAUAAUAGUUGGGUCAGUGCUGGGAGGACUAGCAUUGUUGGUUUUUUUGGCAUUACUGGUAAUGUGGGCACAGAAGUACAAGCACAGGAAGAAAAUGCAACAGAUGGAGAGGGCUACAGAGGCUGGGGAAGCACUGCAUAUGACUACAGUGGGAACCACAAAAGCACCAGCAGCAAUGGUGACACGAACACAACCCACCCUUGAGACUGAAUAUGUGCCUUAACCACUGCCAUUUGUAAAAGCUGCCCUCUUCCAUUCAUUUUCAUGUUCAAUUCAUCGAAUUAGGUAUUCUUCUGCUCACACCUGUUUUUGUUGGUGUCCAUUCCUUAGCUUUGUUGGUUCUUGGUAGGCUCCUGAUUGUAGUGUGGGCAAUAGAGGGUUAUUGUGUAGAUAAUACUCUGUUACCUCCCACGAAAACCGGUCCUACUUUCUUGAUUCGUUAUUGGUGUGCAUUUAGCCGUAGUCCACAGUGGUUUUAUCUGUGUUGAAUUUUUCCAUGCCAUCGACAAGGAAUAAAAAAAAAAAAAAAAAUUCUUGGCAUCAUGCUUUCUUGGAUUGUGCUCAACAAUGGCCAAUUGAUUUAGAUUGAUGAGCAUUAGAUAAAGUUUCACUAUGCAAAUGGGAUAAUAUGAGUGAUGAUUUUUCUUAUUUUGGUAUUGUGAAUGUUGUAGUGGUA
Molecule: messenger RNA, 2364 nt
Organism: Ilex paraguariensis (yerba mate)
Lineage: Eukaryota; Viridiplantae; Streptophyta; Magnoliopsida; Aquifoliales; Aquifoliaceae
Source: the annotation of a GenBank genome assembly